Molecule: messenger RNA, 1602 nt
Organism: Diaporthe amygdali
Lineage: Eukaryota; Fungi; Ascomycota; Sordariomycetes; Diaporthales; Diaporthaceae
Exons: 2
Coding region: 1-1602 (533 amino acids)
Source: RefSeq, a predicted model, not a curated record
AUGGCGCUUGUCAGAAAAUCAGAGGAUUCCAUCUUACCCAUGCAGGGCAUGCCUGCAGAAUCCACGUUCGAGGCGACUCACCUGCCGCCACAGAGCUUCCCCGCGACAAAAUAUGCGGUGGAAGAAGCGGCUGCCCUGAAAAGGGGUGACUGGCCGCCUUUCAGCUACUGGGAAGACUACAAGCCGAUAAUUAGAAGAUUGUACAUCGACGAGAACAGAACACUCCAAGAAGUGAUCGAGAUCUUGGAGAAUGAGUUUGAUUUCAAAGCAACGGCGAAGAUGUAUAAGAGGAGAUUUCGAAUCUGGGGCUGGCGGAAGAACAUCAGAUUCAAUUCAGAUAUAGACACCAGCAGAGUGCAAGAAGUUAUCAACAGCAGACGCCCGGAAGACGCUGGUGAUCUCGAGGCCGAGAAGGUCCUUUUAGCCAAUGGGCAACUUGUCGAUAUUGGCCGUCUUCACCAACAUCUACGGCGGAAAAGACGAUAUAAGGAGAUGCAACUCGCCAUCAGAAUCAACCAGCCCGACAUAUUCUAUAACAGCGAGGCAAUCUUCUACAGCGUCCGAUCGCAUACCUUGGGUCGAUACCAAGGGAAAAUCAAAGGUGUAACAGAUGCUCUUGACCUCUUCGCACGGGAGGAGCCCAUAACCGGCCGGUGGCUCAGGUUUACCGAUAAAAUCAAGGACCUCAUGCAGCAGCAAAAUCUAGGCGAAGCCAUCGUCCAAAUGCGCCGAGCACCAGAAGAGGUCGCCGCCAUGGUCCAGACAGAGCCAACCGCCCUUUUCGUCAACCUCUUCAUGUACAUUUUGAAACUUUGCGACUACCCUGCUAUCACCCCCGCCGAGUCCAGGCAAGUCAGGCUAGUUGUGAAGUCGCUUUUUCAUUACGCCGCGUCCCUCUUAUUCUCCGGCUCCCCAGGCCUUCAAACCUCACACCCGCUACAAGUAAUAAUCAAGGGCCUUGCUACUGCUCCAGACAGCGAUUUGAGUGAGAUUGCGUCCAGAGCGUGGAUGGUAACUUGCCAGUCCUGGGCAGAGCUUGUUUUUCUAGAUUGCUCAUCCGCUGUGAGCAAGGGAUCCGUGAUUCAAUGGCUUGAAAUUGGCGACCAGGGAGUCAAGGAUGGCAUGUGGUUCUCUAGAAUCAUCGAGGGAAUAAUUGACGGGACGAUGGCCAGCUGUGAAGCAGCGUACGACAAGCGCGACAUCAGAUGCAUCGAAGCAUUGCAAAGCAAAGCCGAGUUGAUAAUUUAUACCAAUAUGGCCAAACGGCUGGAUUGCCACCUAGACCCGAGACUCGAGGAGCUGUACCUGCAAAUCUUGAACAGGGGAGCUCAAGGAGCUCGGAGGGCUGAUGCUCUGAAUUUCCUUGCCGAAAGUCAUCGAGCACGUGGGGAAUGGGAUAUGGCGGAAACGUAUGCGCGGUUGUGUCGUGCACAAAUGGAUAGCAACGGGGAAAAGCCAAGUUCUGUUGUGCUCGAAGAGAUGCCCAGCACCCUACUAAGCAAGGAGCUUCAGGAAGACUCCAAGAUUAAAGUUAAUUAUCACGAACCAGGUUCUGGUGGGAGUUCAAGCUCAGAGAACUCAAUCAAUAACAGGAAAAGGUAG